Molecule: messenger RNA, 1741 nt
Organism: Durio zibethinus
Lineage: Eukaryota; Viridiplantae; Streptophyta; Magnoliopsida; Malvales; Malvaceae
Product: alpha/beta-Hydrolases superfamily protein
Source: RefSeq, a predicted model, not a curated record
GAAUCCGCGCACGCGCAGCCUCUCUCUCGGCCAAAUGCUAAUGGCAACCUUCAACUCUCUCACUCUGCCCUUGUCAAAACUUGAAUUUCCAGUGUGCUCCGCUGCAAGAAUCAAGAUUUCCACCUCCCCUCUCCAUUCAUUUCCCAACCUUUCACGCUUCAGGCCAAAUGGGUUCCUUAUACGCUCCAUUUCAAGUGAUCAUUCCACCAUGGCCACGGGUGAUCAAAUUGGAGAUAAGACCAACUCCCGGCCUCAAAUUCAAACUUGUACAUGGAACUGGAGGGGCUACACUAUUCGCUAUCAAUGUUCUGGGAGCUGCGGUCCUGCCUUGCUUUUAGUACAUGGCUUUGGAGCAAACAGUGAUCAUUGGAGGAAAAAUAUUCCAGUUCUUGCACAAUCACAUAGGGUAUAUGCAAUUGAUCUUAUUGGUUAUGGAUACUCAGACAAGCCAAAUCCUCGUGAGGUUGGGGACUCAUUCUAUACAUUUGAGGCUUGGGCUUCCCAAUUGAAUGAUUUUUGUAGCAGCGUGGUUAAAGAAGAAGCAUUCUUUAUUUGCAAUUCUAUUGGAGGAUUGGUUGGUCUUCAAGCAGCAGUCACGAACCCGCAGAUCUGUCGGGGUAUUCUCCUAUUAAAUAUAUCUCUGCGCAUGCUUCAUAUAAAAAAGCAGCCAUGGUUUGGAAGACCUUUCAUCGCUUCAUUUCAGAGUUUGCUGAGGAAUACUGCAUUGGGCAAACUUUUUUACAGAUCCAUCGCCACACCAGAGUCUGUUAGAAGUAUUCUUUGCCAGUGUUACCAUGACACCUCUCAAGUGACCGAAGAACUAGUUCAGAUUAUCCUGCAACCAGGACUUCAGCCUGGAGCUGUUGAUAUUUUUCUUGAGUUCAUAUGCUACUCCGGUGGCCCCCUCCCUGAGGAAUUACUGCCACAGGUGAAGUGCCCUGUCUUGAUAGCAUGGGGUGACAAGGAUCCAUGGGAAAGCAUCGAGCUUGGAAGAGCCUAUGGGAAUUUUGAUUCCGUAGAAGACUUUAUCAUUCUCCCUAAUGUUGGCCACUGCCCUCAGGAUGAAGCUCCACAUCUUGUGAAUCCACUUGUUGAGGCAUUCGUCGCACGCUAUUCUAAAUCUGCAGCUAAGGCUUCUGCAACGAUAUAACCCCAUGGUGGAGCUUCUGUAGCUGCUUCUAUAUCCAUUAUUGGCAUUCAUGAUAUUCCUUUGCAUAGGCCACCGCGGAUCCCACACUGUAUAUAAUUCAAUAGGAUGUCAAAAAGCAUAUUUUGCAAGCUGAAUGCCGAGGCUUGCAACAAUUGUUAAUUGAAUGUUACUUUGUCAAAGUAUUUUGCAAAUGAUAUAGAAGUCUUAAGACUCUCUUCCCCCCUACCCAUGGACUAUGCCCAUCUUAUGUACCAAAAAAAAAAAUGUUUUGCAACUUUUGCCACUAGGCUCUUCCACACAACUAAUAAGCAACUAACAAUAUUAAUAUGUAGCUUUAAGUCAAUAUUUCUACAAAUAAUGAAGAGAGUAUUAACAAACAUUUUCCGUUUGGUCAUUGGUAACUGAGAGAGUAUUGAAAAUGUGUCAUUGGUAUCUGAAAGAGAGCAUUAACAAACAUAUUCCGGUCCUUGGUUCGUUGGUGUCUGACAUUAAGCUCAUUCCUGGCAAGAGCACGGAUUCAUGUCUCUUUCCAUGAUUAGUUUCCCUUCUGACUGGAUUUGUGCAAAAUAAAUAAAUUGGUUGGAAGAUUGA